CUGCGAGCGUCACACGGAAGGCCGCCACCCGGUGGCCCCCACUGUGGGAACGCUAUAAAUCCACAGGUCGCGCAGGAGUCCCUCAAGUCGCUUGUGUUCUGGUCCGGUCGCCGAUCCGAUCCAAAGGAAUUAACGCACGACUUCUUUCUCCGUUCUUUGGCGACCACGAUGAACUUUCUGCUCACUUUUGUGCUUUGUGGAUUGUACGCGCUCACUGCCAAAGGUGCGGACGGGGAGGCCGGAGGCAAGUACCGCGUGCCCGUGCUGGAGGGGACGCACGGCCAGCUGGUCCUGGAGCCCAACCGGACCCUGGAGCUCAGAUGCAGGGGUCGCUGGGAGCUGUCGUGGUCUUUCCCGCGCAGCGUCUCCAAAGACGGGCUCCGCGUGGAGGACUCUCGCUGCGGCAAGUCGCGGCGGCUGCACUGCAGUCGCGCGACGCUGCUGGAGGGCACCCGGCCGAGCCACACGGGCUCCUUCCUGUGCCGCUACCGCCACCGGGCGCAGCGGCAGGCGUCGGUUUACGUGUACGUGGCAGACAGUCGGCAGCCGUUUGUCGACGAUCCAGCGAUGAGCCCCGACGUGUUGUACUUGAAGGAGAAGAAGCCGCUGGUCAUCCCCUGCCGGGUCACCCACCCCAACGUCACCAGCACCCUUGUCAAGUUCCCCGACCACAGCCUGAGUCCCGACCAGAAGAACAUCAUGUGGAGCAGCCGGCGGGGCUUCACCAUCCGCACGCCCACCUUCUACUACAUCGGCCUCUUCUUCUGCCAGACGUUGGUCGACGGCGUCGCGCACAAGUCGCGCAUUUACAUCGUCCACAGGCCAGUGAAUAGCAUCUUGGACGUGUAUCUGAACAGCAGCGGUCCCGUGCAGGCCCUGAGGGGGGAGCGGCUGGUGCUCAACUGCACCGCCACCGGAGAACUGAACACCAGGGUCAACUUCUCGUGGGACUACCCGGGAAAGACGAGCAACAGCGGCUCCACGUCCAAGCGGCUGCUGAAGCACCGGACCCACAUGCUGUUCUACAGCGUCCUGACCAUCCCCGAGCUGCGGCGCUCCGACCGCGGCCUCUACACCUGCCGAGUCAGCAGCGGGAACAAAACCAAACACCAGAAGGUCACCGUUACCGUCUACGAUCGGCCAUUCAUCCGACUGAAGCCCAGACGAGGGUCCCUAAUGGAGGCUCAAGUGGGGCAGAAAUCGUAUCGGAUUUCGCCCAAGCUCCGAGCGUUCCCGGCGCCCGAAGUCAUCUGGUUGAAGGACGGCACGGUGGCGGCGGAGCAGUGCUCCCGGUACCGCAUGGACGGCCAUUCGCUGGUCAUACGCGACGUGGCCGAGGAGGACGCGGGGGAAUACACCGUGCGAGUACGCAUCCAGGAGCACGGACUCUACCAGAACCUCACGCUAAUACUCGUGGUUAACGUGAGUCCCCAGAUAGGCGAGAAGGCGGUUUCGUCGUGGCAGGACGCGGGCGCCGUGCCCCGGGGGAGCCGACAAUCUCUGCACUGUACGUCCCACGCCGUGCCCCCGCCGCACGUCCACUGGCUGUGGCACCCCUGCCCGUCCAAAGGCCUGUGUGCCGCUCCGACAUCCUGGUCGGCGUGGACCCCCGUGAGCGAGGGGCUCCCCGCCGCGUCCGCACACAACCCCAUCUUGAGUGUGACCCGCAGAGAGGAAGUGCUUCAGGGCAAGCCCAAGACUGUGGCCGUUGUGACCGUGGCCCGGGCUCUGGUGUCCGGCGUGUUUCGUUGCGUGGCCUCCAACUCUGUGGGGACGGACCACCUGGACAUCCGUUUCUACGUCACAGACGUUCCCGGCGGCUUCGCCGUGAGCCAGGACGAUGAACCGAGAGAAGGCGGGAACCUGCGCCUCACCUGCAGCGCCAACAAGCAUCUGUACUCGGCCCUGUCGUGGCGCCGCCUGCACCCCGCCGGGGGCGGGGGCGCCGCCCUGCGGGGGUACCCCUCCACGGGGGAGUUCUCGCGUUCCCUGCGGCUGUCGCUGAGCAACUUGAGCGCCCGGGACUCGGGCUCGUACCUGUGCGCCGCCCAUCACCGCGUCACCGGGCGCGUGGCCCACCUGGUGGCGCAGGUGAGGGUCUCAGCGUUGGCGCCUCCAGUGCUGCUCAACAAUUUGACAGAUUGUACGGUGAACGUUAGCAGCUCGGUGACCCUGCGCUGUCCCACCGAGGGCGUCCCGCCGCCGACCGUCACGUGGUACAAGAACCGACAUGCUCUGUCGGAAGGAUCCGGUGUUGCCCUGUCGCCGAAGGAGGGCUCCCUCCAUAUCGACCGCAUCACCGUGGAGGACCAGGGCUUGUACACGUGCCAGGCCACCAACCAGAGGGGGUCCGCCGAGAGCUCCGCGUACAUUUGGGUCAAGGUCGCUUUUGAAUCAGACGCGUCGGAAAUCCCGUCCAUGGAGAUUCCGACUCUGGCGUGCACGUGCAUGGUGGCGACCUUCCUCUGGCUUCUCCUGACGCUGCUCAUCCGAAAAUUACGGCAGCCCGACGGUUCCCGGGGCAAAGCCGAGUACCUGUCGAUCAUCCUGGACUCCGGAGACGGCCCCGUCGAGGAGCAGUGCGAGCGGCUCCAGUACGAUCCCCGCCGGUGGGAGUUCCCGAGGGAGCGUCUCAAAUUAGGCAAGAAUUUAGGCCGCGGAGCAUUCGGGAAGGUGGUCCAGGCGUCGGCGUUUGGGAUCGACAGCGCGUCAAGAUGCAGGACGGUGGCUGUUAAGAUGCUGAAAGAGGGCGCCACAGUCAGCGAACACAAAGCCCUAAUGACCGAACUGAAGAUCCUCAACUACAUCGGACACCACCUCAACGUCGUCAACCUACUCGGGGCUUGCACCGAGCCGGGAGGGCCUCUCAUGGUCAUCGUGGAGUACUGUCGCCAUGGAAACCUUUCCAUCUUCCUGAAGAGCAAACGCGAGGUGUUUGGGGUGGCCCAAAGAAAAUCAGGAGAGACGACUUUUGUCUGUCAGACAGUGAUGUAUGAUGUCACCAAGUCAGGAGGUGACGUAUCAGAUUCAAGCGCUCCGUUGUUCCUGGAGGAUCUGGUCUCCUUCAGCUUCCAGGUGGCGCGAGGGAUGGACUUCCUGGCGUCCCGCAAGUGCAUCCACCGAGACCUUGCGGCCCGUAACGUUUUGCUGUCCGACAACAAAGUGGUGAAGAUCUGCGACUUUGGCCUGGCCCGAGACAUCUACAAGGACCCCGACUACGUGCGAAAGGGAGACGCUCGCCUCCCUCUCAAGUGGAUGUCCCCGGAGUCCAUCUUCGACAAGGUGUUCACCACUCACAGCGACGUUUGGGCCUUCGGCGUCCUGCUGUGGGAGAUUUUCUCCUUGGGGGCGGCGCCGUAUCCCGGCAUCCACGUCGACGAGGAGUUCUGCCGCAGACUGAAGGCCGGAACCAGGAUGAGACCGCCGGAGUACGGCACGCCCGAGAUUUACCGGACCAUGCUGGCCUGCUGGGAGGCCGAGCCCACCGGGAGACCCUCCUUCUCCGACCUGGUGGACAUCCUGGGAGACCUGCUUCAGUCCACGGUGCGGCAGGACGGGAAGGAUUACAUCCCUCUGGGAUCCCGCCUGGAGACCUUCCGAGAGAAGCCUCUGGCGCUCACUAACUUGAGUUACAUGCACGCCACGCUGGACACGUUUGAGGAGAUGCCCUGUGAGGACGAGCGUCACGGCACCGAGGAAGGUGACAGCGGCAUGGUGCUACCGUCGGAGGAGCUGGAACCCCUGCGUCUCCACGGCAACGGGUCAGGCAUCUUCCCAUCCCGGCGGGAUUCAAACCGCGGCGGCUCUCCUCCUCUCGCGACCGCAACUCAGUCCCCCUGUUACUGACGCAUUUCAUGACAGUUGCAACCCGGAGCGGUUUUGGUACUGAAAGGGAGGAAGUGCGGCGACCUUUCGAGACGCUGGAUGUCACAAACCGAGAAGUUCUCAUGACAAUUUGAACACUUGAAAAUGGUCAAAAUUGUUUUUGCGCGCUGUUCAAUAUUUUUAUUCAAACGCCGACAAAUUCCCUCCCGGAAAACAGAGAAAAGGUUGCGGGUGUUGAUUUUAGGAUUCAACAGGUUGCUUUUCAAAUUUCGUUUAAAAAUAUGGCAAAUCCAGCGCACGCAAAGUUGUACAGGGAUGAGAAUGACAAAUUUGGAAAAACACUGAAAAUGUCUGCGUGGGGGGGGGGGGGGUGUGGAAAUUUUGGGGAAAACACUCAAAUGGUGACCUCUGGUUACUUCUAACAGUGGAAAUACAAAACAAUCGGAAUAUUUUGACUACUUGUAAAAAAAUAAAAGUCCAAACAAACUUCAGACAUAAGAAUGUACACACACACACACACAUAUAUAUACACACAUACGUACACGUACAUAUACACACACAGAUAUACACUUUGAUAACAUUUGCGUACGCAUGUCUCUUAAGUUCAGUAAACGGAAGGCUUCUCUACGAAAUGUUCACAUCAGAGUGAAAAUGCCGACGAAAUCCCGCCAAAAUGGGCACGUUGUCGUUAUUAAAAACACCAAAUUUUAUGUUUUCCGCUAUCACAGCUCAGACUAAUUUCACGACGAGCGUCCGGAUGGCAGCCUCGCCUCGCCCCGCCCCCAAAUUUUCUCAACGUAUUUCCACGUUUCACAACAAUGACAAAAGUCAUCCCCGCUACUAAUCACUGAAAAGGGCACACGACUUCAUCCCUCAUCGUUAGUACUAAUACUCUCUUUUUAAGCGAUAGUUAUUAGUUUUGAAUGUAACAUGAUGUGUAUUUCAUUUUUAAAAACACUGCCCGUUCCUAAUCCACUUCUACCCCUUUUAGUUUUUUUUUUUUCCCCCCUAAACAGAUGAAGCGGCAUUACUUUCGGUAUUCUUUAUUAAAAUACUGCUGUACACACAAAUAUUGCAAAGUUUGAGACAUUGGAUUAAAGGGGGGGGGGGGGCAAAACAUACAAAGGUGGUGUUUGUGGAGUGUGUGUGUGUGUCUGUCUAAGUGGGCCGCAGGGGGGGGGGGGGGUGAAGCACCACAUUCACCAAAUGUGUCUUUAAUACGUGACCUAACGCAUUCCGCACCCCCACCCACCAAGUGACCGACUUCUUCCUUUCGGGUUCUGAUCCAUGAGCUAUUUAUUUUUUUUUUUUUUGGGGGGGGGGGGGUUAAAAGAGCAGUGUCGGGAAUUGUGUCUUUUGAAAUACCGCAAAGGGCGCCGUGAACAAUCCUGACCAGCGACGGCCAAUCACAUUCAAUCAUCGGGGUGGGGGGGGGCGCCACCGUUCUUUUCCUUCGUCAUCCUCCGUCCGGUUGCCGGCGUUGGUCCACAGAUAAGAAAAUUAGCCCUCCUGCUUCGGCAAAAACACACACACACACACACAAAAAAAAAUAAUAAUUUUUUUUUGUAAGAAAGAAGAGCGGGCGACAUUCCGUAGAGGCAGCUGCCUGACACAAACGAGGGCCCACCUGUCCGCACCUCAACCCAGUGGUUUGUCCUUUCCUUUUUUUUUUUUUGGGGUUGCAGAGGUGCCCCGUUUAAAAAGCCUCGAUUGGGGAAAAAAAAAGCUGGAUUUCAUCUCAUAAUUCCAUCUUCCGCGUGACGCUCCGUACCACCCUGUAGGCCACGAAAUUCACAUAAAAAAAUAACCCCAGCAAAAAAAUUAAAAACUUAGUGCAGCCUCCUCUGAAAAAAAAAGACCCCCCCGGUCCCCCCAACACACUGCGGUAGACAAAUGAUAAAAAGCAAGAGCCGGGUGGUUUGCGUCGAUUUGUUCGAGCAAAAAUUUAAAAAGGGGGGGGGGGGAUAUUCACGAUUCGCCAUUCCGAGCGUCUUGUCACUUCCAUCUUGCGGAUUUUUUUUUGUUUUUUUU
Syngnathoides biaculeatus (alligator pipefish) is the source of this 5856-nucleotide messenger RNA. RefSeq names its product fms related receptor tyrosine kinase 1 (gene flt1). Gene Ontology annotation, biological process: positive regulation of kinase activity; protein phosphorylation; vascular endothelial growth factor receptor signaling pathway. The transcript has 29 exons. The coding region runs from base 169 to 3846 and encodes 1225 amino acids. Gene Ontology annotation, cellular component: plasma membrane; signaling receptor complex. NCBI's taxonomy places the organism in Eukaryota, Metazoa, Chordata, Actinopteri, Syngnathiformes, Syngnathidae. Gene Ontology annotation, molecular function: vascular endothelial growth factor receptor activity; ATP binding. The record is from RefSeq and is a predicted model, not a curated record.